Molecule: messenger RNA, 603 nt
Organism: Pomacea canaliculata
Lineage: Eukaryota; Metazoa; Mollusca; Gastropoda; Architaenioglossa; Ampullariidae
Exons: 5
Coding region: 126-509 (127 amino acids)
Source: RefSeq, a predicted model, not a curated record
CGUAAAGAGAAAUUAGAGACAGCGAUGAUGUGGCAUAGAAGUGCACCCGGGACUUAUAUAAGGCCUGCCACAAGUGCUCUUGCCCAAAGGGUUCUGCGCCUUUGACACCUGUUUCAGCGGUAAAGAUGUACACACUCCCUGUGUGCUUGGUGCUCGCUGGCCUGCUGGUCAAUGUGGCCCUUACUAGCGACCCUUACUACAAGCAGGAGAAAUGCAAAGGAAGUCUCCCAGCCAGUGUGGUUGAAAGAUCCUUCAAAACAUGCCAGACAGCCGUUGAACAAGAAUAUGGAGAGUAUUACGUCGAGACCGAGCCCUCCACGUAUGCCUUCGACCCCGACUGCCCCUACUCCUUCCUGCAGAAAGUACCGGGGUCAGAGUACGACGGCAAUGUGGUGUAUGUGUACGUGUACAUGCCAGCCGCCCCCGGCACCGUCUUCGACAUUGAGAAGUGCAGCCUGGUUGCUAUUGAUGUGAAACCACAGUACCCGUCUAAAAAGCCAGUCUACUAGACGUAUUCACCAUAGCACACUACUCAUCGGCGGCCAGAGACUCCUUCACACCUUCCUGUCACCAGCCAGCCAUCCUCCCCCUGAACCUCCAAAA